Messenger RNA from Pelagomonas calceolata, 2331 nucleotides. The record is from the annotation of a GenBank genome assembly. NCBI's taxonomy places the organism in Eukaryota, Pelagophyceae, Pelagomonadales, Pelagomonadaceae.
AUGCCAACCCCAGCCAAGCUAACAAAAGACAAAGCUGCCGCCGUGGCCUUGCGACCGGAGACGGUCGAAUUCUUCGCCAGGGUGAAGGCGUUCCUCGGGCAGCGCCAGGAGAGCGAGCGGCUGUACGCGGAACUCUGCGCGGCCGCGCCCGAGGCGGCGCGGCGACUGGAGACGCUCAGCGUAGAGGGCGACACCGAGCGGAAGCAGACCACCAAGACCGUCGACGAGCUCUUCGCGCAAGCCAAUGCCGUCCUCGGCGAGUUCGGCACGCGCCUCGAGGCCGCGGCGGCCGCCUGCCCCGGAGACGUCGAGUGCAAGGUCGCGCCGCUGAAGCGGCGCACGCGCGUGCUCGAGAAGAUGGCCGACGACUACGCCGACGAAAAAUACCCCUCGCAAGCGGUGAAAGAUGUGGUGAGAGGCGCCAUAUUCGUGAGCUCGAUCGACGCCGUCAUGGCGGCGUACGACGGCGUCGCGGAGCGCUUCGAGGUCGUGCGCGUCAAAAAUCGCUUUGCGAACCCGACCUUUUGCGGCUUUCGGGACUGUCUCUGCAACGUCGACGUGGAAGGUCACAUUUGCGAGAUCCAGAUCCACGUGACCGAGGUCAAGGCCAUCGCCAAGCGCAGCGACAGCCACGCGCACUACGAGUUCUUCCGCUCGUAUUUCGCCGGCAACGAGGCCACGGUCGUCGCACAGCGCAUGGACGUUCUGGAAAGAUGGAACAACGGCGGCGUGGACGCGGAUGCGGUGCUCGAGCUCUGCGCGGACGCCCAGGCGAACGAGGACGAGCUGCGGGCGGUCUGGUCCUUGCUGCGUCAGAUGUGCGAGGUGGGCCUGGCGCGGACGGUGGCGUCGGCGCUCGUCGGCGCGCGCGCUCCGGCGGCCUGCGAAGCGCUUGGCGAGCCGUACCGCCCCGUACGCCACGCCACGCUGCUCGUCGAAGCAGCUGAGGUCGAAGUGCUCGGGGGCGCGUACGACCUGGCCGAGACGCUGUACGUCCAGGCCGAGGAAGCUGUGAAGGACUCGACUUCGGUUGUUUCGGACUGGGUGCGAAAUACGGCUCGCGGUGGGCGAGCCAAGGCUGCGCGACUGGCGGGCGACUUCGAGCGCGCGUACAAUCUUGCCAGCGAAGCGCUCGCCGAGGCGGAGAAACGACGGAAAGCUGCGCCGGCCGAGUAUUUUGCGGCCCUGAACACGGUCGCCGCCGCGGCCGGCGCCCUGGCGGACCACGACGCCAAGGAGAAGAAGUCGACAGCGAAGAAGCGCUACGCGACUGCCGCCGAGUAUUUGCGCGAGGUCCUGGCCUACUACGGCGACGACGACGACAAGGUCUCGGCCGUAUCGUGCAAUUUAGCGGCGGUCCUCGAGUCGAUCGGCGACGACAAGGCACUGAGGGAGGCGAAGACCGUUGUGGAGGACGCAGUCGCGCGGCGGAUCCGGGCGUCGGGCGCGGAGGCCAUCGAGCUCGCGGCCCUGCGGAACAAUGCCGCGACGAUCUGCCACAAGCUCGGGGAACUGGACGACGCGAUCGGCCACAUGACCGCGGCGCUCGGCCUCACGGAGAAGAUCCAAGGGGAACACCACCCUGCUGUGGCGCGCCGGGCGGGCAACCUCGGCCUGCUGCUCCAGUCGAAGGGCGACCUCGAAAAAGCGGAGGCGUCCUUUGUCAAGGCGCUGGCCGUCGCCGAGCAAACAAAGGACCCGUACGCGGCACAGGCCCGGGAGAACCUCGAUCUCCUGCGGCGGGAGAAGAGCGGCGCCGUGAGCGUCCACCGCGGCGGGGGCACCGCGCCAAAGCAAAAGGGGACCGUCCUCGAGCGCGGCACCGCGGCGGACGUAUCCAGCCUCGCGGACGUCGUGUUCCCGCCAAAGCCCGACGGUGCGGCCACGGAGGUCGCGAAGCUCGCCAAGGGCAAGGCGGCGCUCGUCAAGCGCGAGGUCGCCGUGGAGGGCACGAGAUACGCGGUCUUCGCGCUCUACAACAACGACAGGCCCGAGAGCACCGUGGAGAUCACGAUGAAAUUCGCGGGCUCCGAGGGCGUGACCAUCGUCGACGAGCAGGAUCAGCCCGCCAAGAAGAAGAAGAAGCUCGAAGCGACGGCCUCUGUCGAAGGAGGAGCCGUCGGCAUCGUCGCGCGGCUCCGCUUGGAGCCGGCAAACUCCCUGAAGUUCAAGAUCGCGUGCUCGCACAAGGCGCUGCAGAUGGCUGGCGGGCCUAUGGGUGGGCGUGGCGGCGGCGGCCGGGGACGCGGUCGCGGCGGACGCGGGCUCCGGCGCUCCAAAACGUCGCCUGCUGCUAUGGGCGUGGGGUCGCUGUAUGCGGGGCUUGAGUAA